AUGGACUCCAGUUCUUAUGAUACCAUUGUUCUGACUGAUGCAUCAGUGAGCGCAAUUGAUAUUGAAAAAGAACCCAGCCAAGAUAUGAUACCCAGUAAACCAAAACGCUGUAUUGCAGUGUUGAAGAAACAGUAUGGUAGAACAGAGGAGAAUGGUCCAGGCUUUGUCAUGCCUAUACGAGGUGAGGUGCAUAAACAUCAACAUUUGGAUUACUUAGUUGAAAAACUGGAACAGAUUAGAAGUAACGUUUCGGUUGCCAGUCAAGUAGAGACACCAAAAUUGCCUGCCCCACAGCUUGUGCCUGCAUCUUUGAACUCAGAGAGGUCCUUUUCCAAGUUGAAGGAGAAUUGGGAACAAUACCAGCUUCAGUGCUAUAAAUAUUUCCAUGAAACACCCCCUCUUCUGACAGAAGGCAAGUUCUGCAACAGAACAUUUGAUGAUUAUAUAUGUUGGCCAGAUGGCUUACCUGGCACCUAUGUGAAUAUGAGCUGUCCUUGGUAUCUUCCAUCAGUGACCACAGUAAUACAUGGGCAAGUUUAUCGCUUCUGUACACUUGAGGGCACGUGGCUGCUGGAGGAGAAUUCCACCAAGGCCUGGAGGAACACAUCUGAGUGUGAGGAUGCUGGCAAAGACGCGCCAAAAGAACGGCUCCUAUUCCUGUCUGUCGUCUACACCACUGGAUAUGCUCUUUCCUUCUCUGCCCUUGUUAUAGCAACUGGCAUCCUCCUUGGAUUCAGGCAUCUGCAUUGCACCAGGAACUACAUUCACUUGAACCUUUUCGGCUCCUUUAUUCUACGUGCUGUAUCUGUCUUCAUUAAAGACUCUGUGCUAACAUGGAUGUACAGUACUGCCACUCAUGAAUAUCAAUGGGAGAAAAUUGUAUCCUAUCAGGAGUCUCUUAGUUGUCGUCUGGUCUUUGUGAUGAUGCAUUAUUGUGUGACUGCAAACUACUACUGGCUAUUGGUGGAAGGAAUGUACCUCUACACACUGCUAGUGGUGUCAGUGUUUUCUGAGCAGAGAAUCUUUCGGCUUUACCUUUGCAUUGGCUGGGGUGUACCAAUGCUGUUUGUUAUCCUCUGGGGAGUUGUCAAGUACCUUUAUGAAGAUGAGGGCUGCUGGAGCAGAAACCAUAACAUGAACUACUGGCUGAUCAUCAGGCUCCCCAUCCUGAUUGCUAUAGGGGUGAAUUUCCUGAUCUUUAUCAGAAUUAUAUGCAUUAUCAUUUCUAAGCUGCAAGCUAAUUUGAUGUGCAAAACUGACAUAAAGUGCCGGCUGGCCAAAUCGACGCUGACUCUGAUCCCGCUGCUGGGGACACAUGAGAUCAUCUUUGCCUUUGUUACGGACGAGCAUGCUAAAGGAAUGCUGCGUUUCGUGAAGCUCUUCUUUGAACUCUCCUCCUCCUCCUUUCAGGGUCUUCUGGUUGCAGUCCUCUACUGUUUCGUCAACAAUGAGGUUCGAACAGAAUUUCAGAAAAGCUGGGAGCGCUGGAGACUAGAACACUUUUACGUCCAAAGAGACAGCAGUAUGAAGCCACUCAAGUGUCCGGCCAACAGCAUAAGCAGUGGUGGUACCUUGGGCAGCACAGUCUAUGCUGCCACUUGCCAAGCUACAUGCAGCUAA
This is a messenger RNA of Euleptes europaea (tarantolino), 1620 nucleotides long. RefSeq names its product glucagon like peptide 1 receptor (gene GLP1R). Bases 1 to 1620 code for a protein of 539 amino acids. The transcript is spliced from 17 exons. Gene Ontology annotation, cellular component: plasma membrane. Lineage: Eukaryota; Metazoa; Chordata; Lepidosauria; Squamata; Sphaerodactylidae. Gene Ontology annotation, biological process: cell surface receptor signaling pathway; adenylate cyclase-activating G protein-coupled receptor signaling pathway. The record is from RefSeq and is a predicted model, not a curated record. Gene Ontology annotation, molecular function: glucagon receptor activity; peptide hormone binding.